Molecule: messenger RNA, 4565 nt
Organism: Dromiciops gliroides (monito del monte)
Lineage: Eukaryota; Metazoa; Chordata; Mammalia; Microbiotheria; Microbiotheriidae
Gene: MUSK
Product: muscle associated receptor tyrosine kinase
Exons: 18
Coding region: 112-2991 (959 amino acids)
Biological process (GO): positive regulation of kinase activity; cell surface receptor protein tyrosine kinase signaling pathway; multicellular organism development
Cellular component (GO): signaling receptor complex
Molecular function (GO): protein binding; transmembrane receptor protein tyrosine kinase activity; ATP binding
Source: RefSeq, a predicted model, not a curated record
CCCUUGGUAACAAACCAGGCUUGAAAAUGUAACCUGGGGGGGCAUCUUCCUAGCUUUGCUUGGACGGAGAUUUCUUCCCUCCCCCCUCCCCUUCCAUCUUGGAUUAUAACCAUGAGAGAACUAGUCAACAUUCCACUCGUACACAUCCUUGCCCUGGCUGCCUUCAGCCUGGCCGAGAAACUUCCAAAAGCUCCUAUCAUCACCACUCCUCUUGAAACAGUGGAUGCAUUAGUUGAAGAAGUGGCCACUUUCAUGUGUGCAGUAGAGUCCUAUCCUCAGCCUGAGAUUGCCUGGACUCGUAAUAAAAUUCUCAUAAAACUCUUUGAUACUCGAUAUAGCAUUCGAGAGAAUGGACAACUUCUAACCAUUCUGAGUGUGGAAGACAGCGAUGAUGGUGUGUAUUGCUGUACUGCCAAUAAUGGAGUAGGAGUUGCUGCUGAGAGUUGCGGUGCCUUGCAAGUGAAAAUGAAGCCUAAAAUAACACGUCCUCCUAUCAAUGUAAAAAUAAUAGAGGGAUUAAAGGCAGUAUUGCCGUGUACUACAAUGGGCAAUCCCAAGCCUUCAGUAUCAUGGAUCAAAGGAGACACCAUACUCAGGGAAAAUGCCCGAAUUGCGAUUCUUGAAUCUGGGAGUUUAAGGAUUCACAAUGUUCAAAGGGAAGAUGCAGGACAUUACCGAUGUGUGGCCAAAAAUAGCCUUGGGACAGCAUAUUCUAAACUAGUCAUGCUGGAAGUAGAAGAAGAAAACGAACCUGAGCAAGAUACGAAAGUGUUUGCCAGAAUUCUGCGGGCUCCCGAAUCCCACAAUGUCACCUUUGGCUCCGUAGUGACCCUACGCUGUACUGCAACAGGCAUUCCAGUCCCUACUAUCACAUGGCUUGAAAAUGGAAAUGCCGUGUCUGCUGGGUCCAUUCUAGAAAGUGUGAAAGACCGAGUGAUUGAUUCCCAGCUACAGCUGUUGAUCACCAAGCCAGGCCUGUUCACUUGCAUAGCUACUAACAAGCAUGGGGAGAAAUUCAGCACCGUGAAGGCUGCAGCCACCAUUAGCAUAUCAGCAUGGAGCAAACUGCACCGAGAAGAUGCAGGCUACUGCGGUAACUACAGAGGGGAGGUCUGUGGUGCUGUCUUAGCAAAGGAUACCCUUGUUUUUUACAACUCCUCCUAUGGAGACCCAGAGGACACCCAAGAGCUUCUUGCCCAAAGCGUCUGGAGUGAUUUGAAGGAAUUGAGUCGGCUCUGCCGGUCAGCUGUGGAGUCUCUGCUCUGCCACCACAUCUUUCAGGGGUGCAGCCCUGAUGGAUUUAUGGCAGCUCCUAAACCUUUAUGCAGAGAACACUGCCUGGCUGUAAAGGACCUCUUCUGCACAAAGGAGUGGUUGAAACUGGAAGAAAAAUCCCACAAAGGCCUGUAUAAAUCUGGAUUGCAUCUGUUGACUUUGCCUGAAUGUACCAAGCUUCCCAGCAUGCACAGGGAGCCCAUGGCUUGUACAAAAGUGCCACAUUUAGAGUUAAAGAAAGAGAACACAACAACAACUUGCUAUCAGGACAAGGGAAGAUUGUACCAAGGUACCGUCAAUGUCACAGUAUCUGGCAUUCCUUGUCAGAAAUGGAGUGAACAGUCCCCCCAAGUACACAGAAGGACACCUCAGAUGUUCCCUGAGCUAGCAAAUGCAGAGAAUUAUUGCCGAAAUCCAGGAGGAGAAAGAGAACGGCCCUGGUGCUUCACUAAGGACCGAUCUGUAAGAUGGGAAUACUGUGUUGUACCUCUCUGCUCCAGUGUCUCCCCACUGGUAACAGUCAAGCCAAGUGCAGACAUUCCAGAUCGGCCUUCUUCCUCAUCCACAUUCUCACCUACCUACUCCAUGACCGUCAUCAUCGCCAUUAUCUCCAGCUUUGCAGUGAUUGGCUUUCUCACCAUGGCUGCUCUCCUUUGCUGCCGAAGGCGAAGACAAUGGAAAAAUAAGAAGAGGGAAUCUGCCACCCCUACACUCACAACUCUCCCUUCUGAGCUUUUACUGGACAGACUUCACCCCAAUCCUAUGUACCAGCGCAUGCCGCUCCUUCUGAACCCCAAGCUCCUCAGCCUGGAGUAUCCAAGAAAUAAUAUUGAAUAUGUGAGAGAUAUUGGAGAAGGAGCAUUUGGAAGGGUCUUUCAAGCAAGAGCUCCCGGCCUACGACCUUAUGAGCCUUUUACCAUGGUGGCUGUGAAGAUGCUGAAAGAAGAAGCCUCAGCAGACAUGCAGGCAGAUUUCCAAAGGGAGGCAGCUCUCAUGGCCGAGUUUGAUCAUCCAAACAUUGUCCGGCUCCUAGGAGUAUGUGCUGUUGGUAAGCCGAUGUGCUUGCUGUUCGAAUAUAUGGCCUACGGGGACCUCAAUGAGUACCUCCGGAACAUGUCUCCUCGGACAGUGUGCAACCUCAGCCACAGUAACUUGGCUACCAGGGUCCGGCUGUCCACCCCAGGGCCGCCUCCCCUGUGCUGUGCUGAGCAGCUCUGCAUUGCUAGGCAGGUAGCAGCGGGUAUGGCUUACCUCUCAGAGCGCAAGUUUGUCCACCGGGACUUAGCCACCAGGAACUGUCUGGUGGGUAAUAACAUGGUGGUGAAAAUCGCUGACUUUGGCCUCUCCAGGAACAUCUACUCAGCAGACUACUAUAAAGCCAAUGAGAAUGACGCCAUCCCCAUCCGCUGGAUGCCCCCCGAGUCCAUUUUCUACAACCGCUACACGACAGAGUCUGAUGUCUGGGCCUAUGGGGUGGUCCUUUGGGAGAUAUUCUCCUAUGGCCUGCAGCCCUACUAUGGGAUGGCACAUGAGGAGGUGAUUUUCUACGUUAGGGAUGGAAACAUCCUCUCCUGCCCCGAGAACUGCCCACUAGAGCUUUACAACCUGAUGCGUCUCUGUUGGAGCAAGCUCCCUGCGGACAGGCCCAGCUUUACCAGUAUUCACCGCAUCCUACAACGUAUGUGCGAGAGGGCAGAGGCAGCAGUGGGUGUCUAAGGUGGGCGGAAGUCAAACAAGACAACUCAUACCCCCAUUGUCCCUCCUGUCAGUUGGAGGGACCCAAUGCCAGAUGCUUGCCAAGGCCAGGGUAGGGCAGAGUUAUGGCAAACAUGAGAACAAAACGCUUUCUUGAGGCUUUGAGGAGAGGGGUUAGAGGAGACUGUGAUAAAAUUCACAGGGUAAAAAGACUACUUGUAAGUAGUAGCCCAUUACACAGAGGAUACCCAGUAUUUUGGAUAACAGAACCUAUUUACUCCUCCCACUUAGGACAAGUUACCUAUAUUUCAUCAAAGAUGAUUUUGUCCUCACCUCAGUAGCUAACUGCAGCAUCUGGUUUUUCUGUGUUAAAUAUCAGUAUGAAAUGGGGUUAGUGCUUUGAUGAAAUAAAAUGGCCAAUCAGCUAAAUCUUGAGGGCUGCUUUUGUCUUCCUCUUGUAAUUGUUUUAGGUUCCUUAACAUUGUUUUUCCUUUGGUUGAUAUGUACUCACCCUCUCUCUUUACAUCUUUUAUUUUAUAUUCCCUUUUAACCAUUUUAAAUGUCAUUUAAAAUAAAGGCGUCUCUAUUGUGUUUGGACUUUUGAUUUCCUUCUACAUUAACACUGCAUUCUUUGUUACUGUUUCCUAUUCCUUUGAUCCUUAUCUAAUAACUUCCUCUCCCUUUCCUCAUUAGAGCUCUCUUCUAAGCUUUCUUAGAAAAUGUCUUCAUAUUCUAAGCUCUUCCCUUUUCUUAGUCUUAUUUUUUUGUUUUUUUUUACUUAAGCUUUCAGCUUCUACUUCCCAUCUACUAGAAUGUUUUCCCUUCCUUGACAACUAGUAUAUAAAUAUAUGUGUUUAUGUAUACACACAUAUAUGUAUGUAUGUGUCGCCUAUUGAAUUGUCCCUUCCCUCUUUUUUCUAAUCUUUUUUCUUCUUUUACCCUCUCUCUAGCAUAUAAAAUGAAUUGGGGGAAUUAAGGAGGACUAAGGAAGGGUUAAAAAAAAAACAUAGCAGAUUACUAGGUAAAUACUCCUGGAACCAAGCUCAAUAGUUGUCUUCUGGAUUGCCUAUGUACAGAUAUGAGAUGGAGCCUCACCAGAAACAUCAGAGGCAGCAUUUUUUCUCAAGGCUGCUAAUUUUCUUUUCUUUUUCCUUUUAUACUCUGAUUGGGGGGGGGAGUGUUCCUUCAGUUAUAUUAUCAGAUCCUACUAAACAUUUCCAAAAUAUCUUCCAUAUGGAAAACCAUAUAGAGAUACACAUGUGAACCUGAAUUUGUUUCAAAACUGAAUCUUCUCUUGUGCAAUCUACUCUUUGACCUCUUUGGAAAACACAUCCUGAUGUUACCGAUUUGGGUUGUGAUUUACAAACCUGAUGAAUGUUAGCAGACAGUCUUGUGCUCUCAAGCAGCUGGGGUCUCAAAAAGGCAGCUGUCCAGAGCCCCACAUGAUGUUUCAUCAUUGGAAUAAAUAUGAGUACCCUGGAUUUAUUCUUGGAGGAGAAUAGAAAUAACUUCCCCUGGAAACUCAAUUAAAGUGAAGAAAAAGUCUAUCCCAAGUGAAAUGGGGAGAUUGAAUCAAUAUGGAUUAUAAAUCUGAA